AUGUUCCACUACGGCACUUGGCGAAAGCCAUUUCCUUCGUUUACGGACUAUCAAGAAGCAUUUUCCUCUCCAUUACCACCCUCUAUGUUCCACUACGGCACUUGGCGAAAGCCAUUUCCUCCGUUUACGGACUAUCAAGAAGCAUUUUCCUCUCCAUUACCACCCUCUAUGCGAUUCGCUCCAGACCCAGCAAAUGAUGUAGAUAUAGACACACCUGAUCCAAAUCAUCUGCUGCAUUUUGAAGGUGAUUUUUUUGGAACAUACGCUGAGGAUGGGUUUGCAUGGCCAGGGUCAGAUGACGAGGGGGAUGUUGGUCAAGCACCUAUGGAUGAAGAUGACUCAGAUAAUGACAUCAACGAUCACGACGAAUGGGAGCCUCCUGCAGCACCAGCACCCUCAAGUCAUUCUGCGGAGCAUCAUGACACUAACAAUCAUGACGAAUGGGAACCUCCUGUAGUGCCAGCACCUGCGCACAAUGAUGCCUUACACCCACCUACUGCAGAUCAAGGCCAAGAUGCUUUUCAUAUGCCCAUCGACUCAGCCAUCAAGCAGCCAAGCAAUAUAACCUACCAUGUACAGCUUAAUGGCUCGAGUGCAGAUAAUAUUUAUGCCCCAUUCGCCUCAAAGUUUGAUUGGGAGAUGGCUCGAUGGGCAAAAUUACGAGGUUCAAGCUCAACUGCAUUCUCAGAACUUGUUUCUAUUGAAGGUAUUGGUCUUUCCUUCAAGAAUACACGGGAACUGAACAAGAUCAUCGACGAUGAACUUCCAGGCCGUCCGAAAUUCAAACACGAUCAGAUUGUCGUUGCUAAUGAAGCGUUUGAUGUCUACUAUCGCGAUAUCAUUGAAUGCAUCAAGGCUCUUUUCAGUGAUCCAAGUUUUGCUGACUUUCUGGUCUUUGCGCCUGAACACCAUUAUGCCGACGAAGAUGAGACAAUUCGUUUAUAUCAUGAGAUGCAUACUGGAAAAUGGUGGUGGAAUAGUCAGAAACACUUAGAUCACGAGCGCCCUGGUGCUACAAUAAUUCCCAUCAUCAUUUCAUCAGACAAGACUCAAGUUACGAUGUUUCACAACAAGACAGCAUACCCCGUCUACAUGACUAUUGGAAACAUCCCAAAGGAUAUUUGUCGGAAACCGUCACGCCAGGCACAUGUCCUCCUCGCAUACCUUCCAACUACUCACCUUGAACACGUUACCAACAAAGCUGCUCGCCGACCGAUGCUUGCCAAUUUAUAUCAUGCUUGUGUGGGACGUGUACUUGCACCACUCACAGCUGCUGGCAUCAAUGGCAUUAAUAUGCGAAGUGGUAAUGGAAUAAUGCGUCGAGGCCAUCCUUUGUUUGCAUGUUUUGCAGGAGACUACCCAGAGCAAGUUUUAGCUACCAGAGUCAAGACAACUCAAUGUCCAAAUUGCAAUGUUCCCUCCGACGAGCUUGGUGUAGCAACUGGUGUCGCAAAUUGGCAACCACGAGACCUUGGUGCAGUACUUGAUGCCCUCUGCGCUCUUGACCAAGGUGGAUUGGCCUUUGUGCGUGCAUGCGCAGAUGCUGGCAUUAAGCCUAUUGUCCACCCAUUCUGGGAGGGACUACCCUUUGUCAAUAUAUUCGAAUCCAUAACUCCUGAUAUUCUGCAUCAACUAUACCAAGGGCUCGUCAAGCAUCUCCUCGCUUGGCUUUCUGAUGCAUGUGGCAGUACGGAGAUUGAUGCACGAUGUCGACGCCUCCCCCCAAAUCACCAUAUUCGACUAUUUACGAAGGGCAUCACAACUCUUUCACAUGUAAGCGGUACAGAACAUAAUCAAAUUUGCCGUUUCUUGCUCGGCAUCAUCAUCGACAUCAGUCUACCUAAUAAUAUGUCUUCCGCUCGACUCCUCCGUGCCGUUUGUGGUCUGCUAGACUUUUUAUAUUUUGCUCAGUACCCAUGUCACAGCUCUGAGACGCUGGUUUUACUUGACGAGGCACUUAACCUUUUCCACGACAACAAGGACAUCUUUAUUGACCUUGGCAUUCAGAAUUCCUUCAACUUGCCAAAACUCCACUUCACAGCUCACUACGCUCACAUGAUUCGAAUGUAUGGCACUACGGACAACUACAAUACCAAAUACACUGAACACCUUCACAUCGACCUUGCGAAAGAUGCUUAUCGCUCUAUGAACCACAAGAAUGAGUUUGGUCAAAUGACGACUUGGCUUGAACGAAGGGAGAAAAUUUCACGUCACGAGAAAUACAUUCAGUGGAGACUCAUCGAAAACACCACAUGUCCGCAUCAUCAGCCCCGUCCCCCAGAAAUGACAUUUCGUCGUACUCAAACGAUGACAAAGCAUCCUACCAUCAAGGCGGUCACAUUGGACAAGGUCACAAACAAAUAUGGUGCCACGCACUUUAAUGAAUGUCUCGCACGUUAUGUUGCGAAAGCUGCCCUUCCUGUCGACACUACUGUUAUGGCCAGGCAGCUCGAAGAUCGAGCAGCUGAUAUACACAUCCCAUUUCAAAGACUACCGGUCUUUCACAAGGUGAAAUGGCUCUUGGAUAAUGUUCGUGGUGAUGGGGAUCCUCCGGUCACAGUCGAUAGUGUCCAUGCACGUCCUGGACGAUCAGGAAAAUUUACAUCCGACAGUGUUGCGCCACGAUUUGAUACCGUGUUCGUUAAUGAUGGCACAGGCGGGUCACUUGGCAUCAAAGGAUAUCGAAUUGCGCAAGUCCGUAUCAUAUUCUCGAUACCUCCCAAAGCCAUCCCCCAACUUUUCCCGUCCACAUUUCAGCCUCCGACACAUCUCGCAUACGUCGAAUGGUUCUCUGCCUUCCGUGUACCUGAUCGAGAUCACGGCCUGCACAAGGUCUCGUGUGUCGUUAAAAAUGGAGAACGAAUGGCCAGCAUCAUACCAAUCAGCAAUAUUCGUUGUAGUGCCCAUUUGAUUCCGCAUUUCGGCUCUGUAGCUCCUCGUGAAUGGACCUCUGCUAACUUUUGCAACACUGCACUAGUUGCCAAUGAUUAUCAUUAG
This is a messenger RNA of Suillus discolor, 2997 nucleotides long. RefSeq lists its product as uncharacterized. The record is from RefSeq and is a predicted model, not a curated record. NCBI's taxonomy places the organism in Eukaryota, Fungi, Basidiomycota, Agaricomycetes, Boletales, Suillaceae. The coding region runs from base 1 to 2997 and encodes 998 amino acids. The transcript is spliced from 7 exons.